Molecule: messenger RNA, 1779 nt
Organism: Fusarium odoratissimum NRRL 54006
Lineage: Eukaryota; Fungi; Ascomycota; Sordariomycetes; Hypocreales; Nectriaceae
Exons: 6
Coding region: 315-1253 (312 amino acids)
Molecular function (GO): DNA binding; zinc ion binding
Source: RefSeq, a predicted model, not a curated record
CGUACUUCCCCAACGCUGAGCUGGCAGCACUUCCCACCUUCACUCACUCAUCUCACCUUAUCGCACUUUUUCUGCUUUGUUUUUAUUCGCAGAGCAUCAGAAGGAGCUCAGGUAUAUAAUCUCUCGUUCCUUUUACGAAAAAGAUAUUUCUUCUAGUAUCAGUCGUUCCAACAGCCAUUUUCUUUUCCCCACUUCCUUGCGAACGCGCAACAAGCUAUCCAGAGCCAAAGCAUUACUUGCAUUCUUCGUUUUUCUCACUCUACCACUCUAUUCGACGCUCGAAUUUUCGUAGCAUACCUUCUACUACCGCCAAGAUGGGUGAAUAUCGUAUUGAGUUAUCCCCCAACAACCGCGCCACGUGCAAGGACUCUGAGUGCAAGAAGAACGGCGAGAAAGUCACCAAGGGCACUCUGCGUUUUGGUAGCUAUGUCGUCAUCAAAGAACAUGGGAGCUGGUCAUGGAAACAUUGGGGAUGUGUCUCUGGUCAACAGCUAGAGAAUGUCCGUGAACUGUGCCAGCAAGGUGAUGGCUCCUUCGAUUGUGACCUCAUCGACGGUUACGAUGAGCUUGGCGAACACCCUGACGUGCAAGAGAAGGUCCGCCGCUGUGUCAACCAGGGCUUCAUUGACCCUGAGGAUUUCAAAGGGGACCCAGAGAAGAACAAGCUUGGUGAGAAGGGCAUUCACUUGACUGAAGCACAGAAGAAGAAGAAGGCCGCCGCUGAGGCUGCCGCCACAGGAGAUGAAGAGAAGCCCAAGGCCAAAGGCAAGCGUGGACGCAAGAAGGCUGCCGAUGAUGAGGACGAUGAGGACGAGCCGCAGCCCAAGAAGGCUCGAACAUCCAAGACUGUCAAGGCGGAUGAGGAGGAGGAGCCUGCUGCUAAGCCGGCCCGUGGCCGCAAAGCUGCAAAGGUCAAGGAUGAGAGUGAGGAUGAGACUGCUGCCUCUGCUCCUGCUCCUGCUCCUGCCAAGAGAGGACGCAGAGCUUCAGCUCAGAAAGCAAAGGACGAAUCCGAUGCUGAGGAGAAACCUGUUCCUGUCAAAAAGGGACGAAAGGCGGCCACUAAAAAGGUAAAGAAUGAAAGCGAUGAUGAAGUUCUCGCUCCUGCUCCUGCCCCUGCUAAGCGAGGGCGAAAGGCUGCUACCAAGAAGGCGGCUACCCCUGAGGAGGAAGAUGUUGCGGUUGAGGAAGAGGAGCAAGAGAAGACCGCGCCAAGGACCAGAGCUCGCCGCAGCCGUUCCAGCAAAGCUUGAUUGACGCUUUCGUUUCCGACAGCGGGUACGGCAUGAGUACCUAAACUGUGUAGAUCGCAGGAAAGAUUAUGAUAUUUUCAUUUGUUGUCAUUGUUGAGAUCUUGGGAUUGGGUCACUGAAGGAUGUGUUACACCUUGUUUCAGAACUCUUUGCGAUUACUACGACUAGUGGGCAAGGGUCAUUUCGUGGAAGUGGAUGGUUUAGCUGCGCAUACAUGAUAAUCAGGGCAAGCAAUAAUUGAGUCGUUCUAUCACUGAGGGUCCGUGACGUGUGCGGCUCUGACAAGGCGUGGUCCCAAUGCCCAGGUAGGUUCUCUUGAGCCAAUCAUGGAGUCUGGAACUCAACAGAAUUGGUGGCAGAAGUCAGCAGACAUACAUGAGGUACCGGUAGUGUAUUUAGUAGAUUCAGCUCCGCCAAGUUCAUAUUUACAUCAAACUAAAAUAGCAACUGUGGAUGGGCCAUGAUGCUGCCCAGGUGUCAGGUGUCAGGUGCCAGGCUUCUUUGACUCAAAUCCACAAUGGAAACA